CCCCCGAUCCCGGACCUGAGAUGACGCAGUGCGGCCUACUGACCGGCUUCAACAAGCCAGUGCCCCUGCGCAGUGGCUCGGUGACGGUGCUGAUCCGAGGCUUUGUUGCGGACGUGGGCUGCGAGCUGCUCUACAGGAAUGAGGAGCCGGGGCCCGUGGAGGCCGUGUUCGUGUUCCCUGUGGAUGCCGAGGUGGCCGUCUACGCCUUCCAGGCCCGCCUGGGGGGCACCUGCAUCCAGGCCCAGCUCUGCGAGAAGAAACAGACAGCGCUGCAGCCACGUUCUCUAGCAAACGACUAA
Molecule: messenger RNA, 299 nt
Organism: Chrysemys picta bellii (western painted turtle)
Lineage: Eukaryota; Metazoa; Chordata; Testudines; Emydidae
Source: RefSeq, a predicted model, not a curated record